Cetraspora pellucida is the source of this 2180-nucleotide messenger RNA. The record is from the annotation of a GenBank genome assembly. NCBI's taxonomy places the organism in Eukaryota, Fungi, Glomeromycota, Glomeromycetes, Diversisporales, Gigasporaceae.
AUGGCUGAAAUUGAGACUAAUAAAGCUUUAAGUAUCUUAAAGGCAGAUAAGAAAACGUUAAAGAAUAAUAGCUUUUCUCUAAUUUGGUGUAUUCCCGAUCAAUUUUAUCAUUCCAUACAAGAUAUUAAAAAUGAAAUUGAAAGCAAGGGUUUUUCUCUCAUAAAAACUUGGGAUUCGGAUAUUAUGACGCUUAAGACUAUCUCUCAAGCUCUAGGGAUAAUUCAAUCUCAUAUUCGUUCUGAUUAUGAUGGUAUUGUCAGUGAAUUAGAUUCGAAAUAUUCUAGCUGGAAAAAUUUUAAGGAAGAGUAUCAAGGUAUAUCAAAAGAAGUGGCUAUCUCCCCUCAUACAGAUGGAGCAUUUCUUGAAGGUAUGUUUGCAGCCAAAACUACGAUGAUAAAAAUAUCCCCCCCUAAAAUGCUUUUGCUCCAACCCAUUGAAUAUGAUGCUAAUGGUGGUGAAAUCAUACUUGUUGACGGCAAGAGAGUACUGGAAUCAAUCUUGGAAAAAAGACCAAAAUUAGCAGAGAUAUUAAUGAAGCCUGGAUGUAUAGCUUUUUGCAGAGAUGACCAUAUGUCUAUGAAUUACCCCGUCUAUGAGCACAUGCAAGAUGAUAGCAUUCGCAUUCAUUUUCGAUAUGAUCAGACAACAUUUGCUCCAUAUUGGUCCUAUGAAGCUGUAAAAUUCCUUCAUAACAAUUAUCAUAUGAAUCCAAAAUACCAAAUUAAAAUACACCUUAAAGAAAAGGAACAUAUCUUAAUAGUGGAUAAUCAUAGAAUGUUGCACGGCCGUGGUGAAUUUGCUGGAAAUCGUAAGUUACGCCGAGUUUGGUUAAAUGAUCAUGACCCCAUUAUUCUCAAAAAUGUGCAUGAUAUCUAUAAAAAUAAUCGUGCUACUAUGCCAUAUGCACCAUAUAUACCACUUAAUAGUAAUAACGCUUCUAAACACAAGAAAAUAAAUACAGGUAUUAGAUUAGACAAAAGUUUGUAUAAUAGGGAAAAAAAUGUAAGUUUGAGAAGUUAUCAUAACCUUCAUAAUGCUGAAUUUAAGGAAUUCAGCCCAGUUGCUGUUUUGUAUCAAGCACUUCAGCCUCCUAUAAUUGAUGGAAUUCGAAAGCCAUUAAAACCUGGAGGGUAUAGUGAUAGCGGAGCUGAUAUCGUCUAUUCUUUGAGAUCCAACAACAUUCCUAUAGUUACUCCUGUUGAUAAUCCUAGCCCAACAUCUGAUUUCGAUUGGGUUUUUCCUGACACAGAAGAAGGAAUAAGUACAGCCAUUUCAAAAGGUGCAAAGACGCUUUGGGCAAAUACUAUUCUCUUCAAUACUCAUCCAUUGAAUUACAUGAGCUUUAGGGAAGAUAUUAAGCUUGUUGGUCAUCUUCCAUCACAUGUACACAAAUAUGAUAACAAAUGGUUUGCAAAUGAAUUAAUCAAAAACACUGGAAUUUCGGUUCCUCAUGCAAUUCUUAUUGGAAGCUCUGCAUAUAAUGGUGCAUACCGAUUGAAUGAUAUAACCUUGGAUAUUUUAAAUAAAAAAGGUAUCCAAUUCCCUGUUGUUGUUAAACCUAUACGUGGCCGGGGAAGUCAAGGUGUUAAAAAGGUUAAUUCUAUUGAGCAAAUGAAAGAGCAUGCGGAAAAACUUCUGUCUACUAGAAUUGUGAUUGAUGGUCAAUAUUUCUUUGAGUAUGGUGAUACUUUAAUUCUUGAAGAAUAUUUGGAAGGAGAAGAGAUAACAGCUACCAUUAUGCCUCCUGGAAUAUAUGAUAUUAAUUUUAAAAAUGUCACCAUUAAUAAAUAUUGGCACUUACCGUUAGUAAAGAGAUUUAAUCACAAUAAUGGUAUUGCUCCAUAUAGUGGAGUUGUUGCUGUAAUUGAAAAUAGCACUCUUAUUAGCAACGAGGAAGCGCAGAAUCCAAUAUAUAAACAAGUCGCUCAGGAUUGUGAAAAGGCUGCACAAAUUAUAAGACCAUUAGCACCAAUCCGUAUAGACUGUCGUAGAAUAUCACCAGAAAAACCAUUUGCUUUGUUUGAUAUAAAUAUGAAACCCAAUAUGACAGGACCUGGCCGCCCUAGACGCAAUAUGCAAAAUAGCUUAAGCUGUAUUGCUGCAAAUGGCAUAGGAUGGAACUAUCCAGACCUUCUUAAGGCUAUGUUGCGCCAAGCAUGGCUGAUUAAGAAAUUUAUUAG